Molecule: messenger RNA, 2706 nt
Organism: Megalobrama amblycephala (Wuchang bream)
Lineage: Eukaryota; Metazoa; Chordata; Actinopteri; Cypriniformes; Xenocyprididae
Gene: rcn1
Product: reticulocalbin 1, EF-hand calcium binding domain
Exons: 6
Coding region: 223-1185 (320 amino acids)
Cellular component (GO): endoplasmic reticulum
Molecular function (GO): calcium ion binding
Source: RefSeq, a predicted model, not a curated record
CGCUGACACGCAUCCAUUCGGGGUUUGGUUGUAGCCUUUAGUGAUCCGCCGGGUAUGUUUGAAUCGAAAAUGAAAAGAAGCGUCUUGUUCGCGUUCUGAUGACUUGAAUUGUUUCGCUCUGAGUUGAUAGCAAUUGAAACGCGUCUCCUUGGCAACGCCAGCUUCUGCGGUUUUGACGGUUACAGCGUUUAACUUUGUGCCAGUUUUAAACUCUGGAUUGCGAUGGACGCGUCGAUGUGUUUAUGGUUUUUGUCUGUUUGCACGUGCCUGGCGCACGCGAAACCCACUCUCAGGAAAGAAAGAGUUCAUCACGAGCCUGAACUGAGCAGACAACCUCACGAAGAUAACCAGAGCUAUCAGUACGACCACGAGGCCUUUCUGGGCAAAGAGGAGGCCACCACAUUUGAUCAGCUCACCCCAGAGGAAAGCAAAGCCAGAUUAGGGAAAAUAGUUGAUCGUAUUGACAGUGAUGUUGAUGGAUAUAUCACCACCGAUGAACUCAAGGCCUGGAUCAAGAGAGUCCAGAAGCGUUACGUCUAUGAGAACGUGGCAAAGGUCUGGACUGACUAUGACCUGAACAAAGACAACAAGAUCUCAUGGGAUGAAUAUAAGCAAGCAACUUAUGGUUACUACCUCGCCAAUCCAGAGGAGUUUGAAGACGCAACAGACCAGUUCAGCUUUAAGAAGAUGCUUCCGCGAGAUGAACGCAGGUUUAAGGCUGCAGAUCUCAAUGGAGAUUUAGCCGCAGAGCGAGAGGAGUUCACUGCUUUCCUCCACCCGGAGGAGUUUGAUCACAUGCAGGAAAUUGUGGUUCUUGAAACUCUGGAGGACAUUGACAAAAAUGGAGAUGGACAUGUAGAUGAGGACGAAUACAUUGCGGACAUGUUUGCUCAUGAAGAUGGCGGUCCAGAGCCAGACUGGGUACGAACUGAGAGAGACCAGUUUUCAGAUUUCAGAGAUCUGAACAAAGACGGGAAGAUGGACCUAGAAGAGAUUCGUCACUGGAUCCUGCCGCAGGACUAUGAUCAUGCGCAGGCAGAAGCCCGGCAUCUGGUGUACGAGUCGGACACUGACAAGGACCAGAUGCUGACCAAAGAAGAGAUUCUUGAGAACUGGAACAUGUUUGUAGGCAGCCAGGCCACCAACUACGGCGAAGAUCUGACCAGGAACCAUGAUGAGCUAUGAGCCCGAGCGAAGGGUGUGCAACUCUACCCGAGGAACUCCAUGGCUUCCUUUCCCUGAGAAGCCGUGCCACUGACUGAUCUACUGCAGCUCUACCUCACAGACACUGGACAUAGAGGAAUCACUGACUGAUGGCCAUACUCUCCAAUAUAAACUUCAGAUUUCCUCCUUCGCUCUAUGUUCUUUUUGUGAGGGCUCAAGGAACUCUCCUGGUCCUGGUUGAAUGAGCUGCUACAGAUUUCUUCAGCUGAAGCUGAGCCUUUUAACUCAAACUUUUAACUCAAAGAGCAGUUAUAGGACAAAGCCUGUACUUGUACAAGUUGUGCCUGUUUUUGUCUGGUGUCAGUAUUGAUUUUAUGUAGCCCUGCGUUUGUUGUGUUCUGUCUUCUGGUUUGUAUUUCCACAGCAUUAAGGUAAGAUCUUACGGCUUUAUGAAUGAAACGCUCGUUUUGAAAUCUUCUCACUCUUCUGACAUUUGUUACGACAUCCGCUUCAAACAGUACAAUGCUCAUUAUUAGUGAUGCCUACAGAGCUACCGCAAAAAUGGAAGUUCAAACACAAAACUCUAAAGAUGGCUGCGCGCUUGUUUCUCUCUUGUGCAUAAGGUCUAUAUUAGAACAAACUUUCUAUUUAUUUAGAACUUCAUGCUUUGAUAAUAUCAUGCUUUUUCUACAGAAAGCACUACAAGUCAGUGUUGAUAUAUGGUUAUACAUAAAUGUGUAAUUAUACUUUAGAUUAUCACAAAUUUCCCAUUGCUGGCCAAUAUUGUCUUAUUUGUUUUGAACCCGAGAAGUGUUGGCAUGAUGAUCUGAAGCGAUGUUUCACACCAAUGUUUGAAGCUGCUUAGAUGAAGGUCUAAAUGUGUUUGAUCAUUUGAUAACCCAUUUCAGUCAUUUCUCACUGAAUUUUACCAGUCAUUCAAUAAGUCCUGUAGCCCUUAAUCAGGGUAGUGCCAUAUUUAAUUUUUGACAGGAAUGAAAUGAGGCUGUGAAGAUGAGAAUACAGUGUUCAGUAGUUUGUACUGUUAUUUAUUUAAAAACGUACUGAUUGCUGACGAGACUCCUUUCUGAGAAAGGUAGACAAACUCAAGAAACGGUUUUAAAAGUUGUGAAAAUACAGCAUGUGAUCUUUGGGCCUUUAUACAGUGCUUGCCAUCUAUCCCUCACAACCUCGUUUUCCCCCGAGUUAAAUUCAAUAUGGCGUCUACUCUGAUUAAAGUCUGUAGUCUUAAUUUUUAUGCAGAAUAAUAGUAGAAAAUUUAUCACCAAGACCUUCUUUCUUGGCUUGGCCACAGAGGCUUGCAUGAAUAUGUUUAUUUUGUGAAAUGUUUUAUUUUAAUUUAAUUCUUUAAAUUCUUUAAACUUUAAAUGCCACCAUGUUGUUAAAAACCCAAAGAGCAAACGAGCCAAAACAUCAGCUGCCUGCUAGCAAAGCGAACAAACACUCAUUUGAGACAAUUUUUUUUUUUCUCAGUGAUACUUUGCAAAAAAAAGUAAAUAAUAAAACUUUUCAUAAAACUUGAAA